UGUAAAAACACAGACAGGCCUGAAAAUAUUCAAUACCAGCAAUGAAGAAUCUUGUAUAGUCUGAUUGCCAAGUAGACAGUCCCUGUUGACCUGCUGCUAUGGAUUCAUUCAACUAUGAAGACGACAUCAGUAUUUUAACACAAGAUGGGCAGCAGGAUGAUACAGAGUGGGCUGAUGCAUCUAAUACAGACCUGACAGUUGAGGAAUACUCCGCAUCCCACUACGCACUCAUCACAGCCUACAAUGAUAUCAAACAGCGAUUGAUCAGCAUGGAGAGAGAUAACUCCACCUUGAAGAGGAAGCUCAGACAAUACGAUCUCAAGUUUUCCUUGUCAAAUGAGCUUGUGGAUGAUAAGAAAUUGCCCCAGUCCUUGCUUGACAUUACUUUGCUGCGAAAUGAGAACACUCGGCUGAGGGAGCAGCUGGAGCACUUCAGAAACCAGCUUCGAGACUGUAAAGAAAGGGAGGAUCACCUGGAUGAGGUCAUUAAAGCUUAUGAGAAAAUACGUUCUGAGAAAGAUGACCUACAUCAGCAAUUGGAAGAAAUGACAGUGCUGGCUGAAGAUCACGUCUCCACGAUUCAGAGCUUGGAACAAGCUCUGAGGCUGAGGGACAGCUCAGUUCAGAUACUCAACGAGCAGCUCCAGGCCAAAAAUGAGCAAAUUAUCCAGCUGAGCCCAACACACAGAAGUCCUUACGGGUUGGAAAGUCCCAGACACCAGCAGAACUGCAGGAUGCUCGAUCCCCAGAUCGAUGAGCUGGAAGUUCAGAGGUUGCAGGAGAAGGUGGCUGAACUCCAGAGGAAGCUGCACAGUUGCCAGUGGCGGGAGAGACAGUACAAAGAGGAGUGCGACCGCUUACAGUCUCAGCUGAGCCAGCAGAGUCUACAGGAGAGUUGUGCUCAGGAGCCAAGCCAUGACGCCCAUGACAUGGAGUGGAUAAAGAACACAGAAGAAGAACAGGAAAGCCUGGUUCUGGCAUACACUGAGCUGGCCCAAGAACUCUGCCAGUUACGAACUCUGACCGAGGCUCAGACUGAGAUCCUGAGGAGGCUGUCUGAGGAACAACUGACUAAUAAUGCCCAUCCCCAACCCUCUGGCCACGUGAGACAAGUUGCAUACUCCAGCUACCCCAGGAGCACAAGCCACCGUCUCCGGACCAGCUUUCAAGGGCGUCGCAGCUACUCUGAAGUCAGCGAUGUUAAGGUGGAGAGCCACACAAUGCCAUCUCGACUGCCAGUAGAUGAUCUGUCCUCGCCAACGCACAGGCACUACCUUACUAACGAUUACCUGAAGGUGCCUGACAGUCCUGACGUUGGCCCGUUCGAACGGCAGAUAGAGUCCGAAGAUGAGGAUUGGAUGAACCAUAGUCCUCCUGGCACUUUGGACAGGGGAAUGAGGAGCACUUCCUCGUGCACAGCACUCCCACUCCCAGACUCUACCAUGAAUAGGAGUUCGACCGAGUAUCCCAGAUCGGAACAUGCCCAGUCAUGGCCUUCCAUCAAUCUUUGGAUGGAAACGGGAGACUCGGACAUCAGGAGCUGCCCGCUGUGCCAGUUAGCCUUUCCCCUCAACUACCCAGAUGAUGCCCUCAUAAAACACAUUGAUACUCAUUUGGAAAACAGCAAGAUCUGAUAACACUGCUUCUCACUGAGCCAUGGAAGGAUUGAAGAAAAUGAAGAAGCAAAAGAUUGUCUUGAAAAACUGAUACAAGACAGCAAAUAUUGCAGAACAAAAAAGGAAUCAAAUUUUCCACUUGAUAACCUAAUUUUUCUUUCUGUUGGGGUUGGAGGGAGAUGAUCAUGAGUCUUGAAUGAACCUUGAAAAGAAAUAGAAACGCUAAUUUGAGGGCUGCUCCAAAUUUGAAGAAGAAAGAUAAAAAUUAUUGAUCAGUUGCUGUCAAACAUGACAAAUGAUACGUCUUCCAGUGAAAUCAGUUUACUUCCAAAAGCAGAAUACUUGAAGCUUGGUCAAUGUGAACUUGGAGAUACUGAAAUUAGUAGCAGGAGAAUGAAAUUGUCCCAUUGCAUAAUAAAAAGGGUAAACUGAAGGGUUAGGUCUGAGUGUUAAAUUUGGAAGCCUAUUGCUCAAUGGAGAAGAUUGAAUUGGUGUAGUUCAUUAUUGGAACAGGUUUCCCAUGAUACCUGUACAGCUGGUUUCUAGUUAUUGUGGUUUAACAAAAUUAUUGUUCGGGAAUGGGGAGUUGCAGAACAUUUCAUAGAUUGACAUUGAGAAAAUGCAGUCCAUAACUUGAAGGACAAGUGCAUCAAUAUCACAAAUUGUCCUCCCCCACUGAUUCCAGGUUGGAAAUUCUAUUUAUGGUAUUGAGCACCUUGUUGAACCACAGUAGGAAAUAAAACGAAUUUAACUUAAUAUUGGCUAUACACAUGAUUCAAAGUUGUGUAACAUUUGUCACAUGCAUGUCUCUUAUUCAUGUUUCUUGACAUCUGACUCCAUACACAGAAGCUGUUACAGACCAAUGUGGCUCUCUGCUCCUAUGAUGCUGCUUGGCCUGCUGUGUUCAUCCAGCCCUGCACCUUGUUGUCACAGACCAUUGUGGAUUCAGUCUCUGUCUGUAAGAGAAUAAAAGAAAUAUUUGCAUUUA
Rhincodon typus (whale shark) is the source of this 2604-nucleotide messenger RNA. It is a transcript of the gene tbkbp1, whose product is annotated as TBK1 binding protein 1. Bases 99 to 1634 code for a protein of 511 amino acids. Lineage: Eukaryota; Metazoa; Chordata; Chondrichthyes; Orectolobiformes; Rhincodontidae. The record is from RefSeq and is a predicted model, not a curated record. Gene Ontology annotation, cellular component: cytoplasm. Gene Ontology annotation, biological process: canonical NF-kappaB signal transduction. The transcript has 10 exons.